Molecule: messenger RNA, 2793 nt
Organism: Amblyraja radiata (thorny skate)
Lineage: Eukaryota; Metazoa; Chordata; Chondrichthyes; Rajiformes; Rajidae
Product: protocadherin gamma-C5-like
Exons: 1
Coding region: 216-2594 (792 amino acids)
Biological process (GO): homophilic cell-cell adhesion
Cellular component (GO): plasma membrane
Molecular function (GO): calcium ion binding
Source: RefSeq, a predicted model, not a curated record
UGCCCCUCCCACGGCCCAGAACAAAAACGUCAGACGCGACGAGAAAGGCGAGCAGUGGCCGCGUUUUGGUGGCGGAAUAAAGCAGAGAGGAUAGAUUUACCGUGUGUUUCCUUACGGCUUUCAAGAUAUGUGAUUUUCUUUAUCUUGUGGUAAGAACAUUUUAACGGAUCACCCGAAGAGAGGCGUGGUUUUGGACGUUAGCUGAUUGCGGAACAAUGGCGUACAAAAACCAAAAAACGAGGUUUGCCUGCAAUGUGUAUGCGUGUAUGUUACUGGUAUGUGCACCGGAUCUAAUUACCGGGCAACUUCGUUAUUCUAUUCGCGAAGAAAUGGCAGAAGGCGCUUUUGUUGGAAAUAUCGCACAAGAUCUGGGUCUGAACGUGCGGAAAUUAUCAGCUCGCAAGUUGCGACUAAGCUCUGAUGACGGAGGACGGUACAUGAAGGUUGGUUUAGACAAUGGGGUAUUAUCUAUUCAUGAAAGAAUCGACAGGGAACGUAUUUGUAGGCAUGCAGACAUGUGUACCAUGUAUUUUAAAACAAUACUGGAAAAUCCUUUGGAGGUGUACCGCGGGGAAGUAGAGAUUCUCGAUAUCAAUGAUAAUCCUCCGAAUUUCGGAGACGGACGCAUAGCCUUGCAGAUAUCUGAAGCGAUUGCACCCGGAGUACGUUUCCGUCUUGAGAGCGCGGAAGAUCCCGAUAUUGGAAUAAAUACCGUCACCGCCUACACAAUCAGUUCCAAUGAGCACUUUAGUCUAAAAACGCAUACAGCAGAAGAUGGUAUUAUGGUAGCCGAGUUACUGUUAGAGAAAUAUUUAGACCGAGAAAUCCAAUCAUCUUAUCAACUCUUGCUUACAGCGACUGACGGUGGGAUCCCUCAGAGAUCAGCCACAGCUCAGAUUCUCAUUACUGUAUUGGACAAUAAUGAUAAUCCACCAGUGUUCGAUCAUGAUAUUUACAGGGGCAGCUUAAGUGAGAACGCUCGUCAAGGUGCCAUUGUGAUGAAAGUCAAUGCAAAUGACGCGGACGAAGGAAUGAAUGCGGAGCUAACGUACACUUUUAGCGAUGUUGCUUUGCGAAGAGCGCGUAAUUUGUUUAGUUUAGACCCAGAUAGUGGGCAGAUCCGUGUGGAAGGAUCGCUGGAUUUUGAAGAAGCAACUAGCUAUUCUCUAGAUAUUCAAGCUGUAGACCACGGUUCACCUGCAAUUACUGGACACGCAAAUGUGCUGAUCAAAGUAAUUGACGUGAACGAUAACGCACCCGAGAUUAAGGUGACAUCAGCUUCCAACAAAAUUCCGGAAAAUGCUCCACCAGGAACAUUCAUAACGUUCAUUGAUAUUAUUGACCGUGAUUCUGGCGAGAACGGUCAAUUCCGCUGCGAGAUACCCAAGAACGUCCCCUUUAGAAUAGAAACACCAUCGAAAUUGGUUACCAGUGAAACUUUGGACCGUGAAGUGAUUUCUGAAUAUAUAUUAGUAAUUACGGCAUGGGACUUGGGGUCGCCUUCACUGACAUCUAAUAAAACCAUCCGUAUUGCCAUAACCGAUGUAAACGACAACGCCCCGCGGUUUGCUGCAUCCUCCUACAAUGUCUAUGUGAUGGAGAAUAACGCUCCGGCUGCAUCCAUUUUCGUAUUAACUGCACUAGAUCAUGAUCAGGAGCAGAACGGCUAUAUUUCUUACUCUUUUGUGAUCAAUCACAUCCAAAACCUGCCGGUAUCCUCUUACCUGACCAUCAACCCCAUAAACGGAACGAUUUACGCGCUACGUUCCUUUGAUUAUGAGAAUUUCAAAAAUUUCCAGAUCAAAGUACAAGCCCGUGACGCCGGGGUGCCUCCAUUAAGCAGCAGCGCCACGGUGAAUGUGAUUAUCCUGGAUCAAAAUGACAACGCGCCGGUAAUUGUUUCACCUUCAGAAGAGAUUGGAUCAGCAGCAGCGGAGAUCGUGCCCCAGUCAGCACGUCAAGGGUACUUGGUUACCACAAUAAUGGCAACCGAUGCAGAUUCUGGUCAGAACUCGCGGCUCUUUUAUCAGAUAACGAAAUCUACCGAUGCCACUUUGUUCAACGUUGGGCAAAAUUCCGGAGAAAUUAGAACAGCGCGGAAUAUUUUGCAGUCCGAUAAUCCUUUACAAACUCUGGUCAUCUUGGUGAAGGACAAUGGGCAGCCAAGCCUUUCCAGUACAGUUACAAUGAGCAUUAGAGUUUUGGAGAACAGUACUGAAGGAAUCACCGAAAGCAGCACCUUGGUGAAAAAUCCAGAAUAUUUCGCUGAUCCAAAUGUUUACUUAAUCAUCAUUUUCAGUUGCACUUCCGUUGUCUUUCUUCUGAUCAUCGUUCUGUUGAUUGGCAUCAAGUGUAAACAGGACAUAAGUAUUAUCCAAGGGUACAACACCCCCAGUUAUUGUUACAAUCGUGGAGACUUGCACGGCACGCUUAAUGGAAGACCUAUCAUGGAGGAAACUUUACGCUAUCCCGGGACGGGCCGGGUAGUCCGUGUGCCGGAACCGCAUCAAUAUUCGGUCUGCCUGUCUCCAGAGUCAGCGAAAAGUGAUUUCCUCUUCUUGAAGCCAUGCGGCGCUCCCGCGUCUCAGGCCUAAAGAUGCGUAACCUCAAGUAAGACGCAUCUUAUUUGGGGCCAUUUAAUCUCAAGGAAUGUGAAUUCAUUCGUGAAUUAAAUAUUUAAGAUUAUAUUAUUUUGUGCAAUUUCGCUUUCGUUUAAAUUGUGCAUUUGUUGUAAUGGUAAAACAUAACUUUUAGCAAAUAAAAUACACUCGGCUGAGUGGGAAUUGUUAACUA